GCUGUCGUAAAAUUCCAUGACCUUGCGUAAGGACCGACUUGCGGCACGUUACGGGGCGAUCGAAAAUGGCGGCGUUACUCGGCAGUGCGCUGAAAGCUGGGCGGUUUGCGAGAGCGGGGGUCCGGUUGUUCUGCACCAACAAUGUGGCCACCCCAAAAAUCACCACACACUGGUCAGUCCUGCCACGGGACAAGGACACCAGAUGGAGCGAAGUUGACAUGGAGAGAGUGUCAGACGAGGUGGAUGUGUGUAUAGUGGGAGCAGGACCAGCCGGCCUGUCAGCAGCCAUCAGACUGAAACAGCUGGCCCAGCAGCAUGAGAAGGAACUGAGGGUACUGGUACUGGAGAAGGCUGUGGAAGUGGGUCUGCACACAUUGUCAGGAGCCUGCCUGGAGCCACAUGCACUAAAUGAGCUCAUACCAGACUGGAAGGAGAGAGGAGCGCCAAUGCAUACUCCCGUGACACAAGACAGGUUCAAUCUACUCACUGAAAAGUACAAGAUUCCUAUUCCCAUACUACCAGGGCUUCCGAUGCACAACACUGGGAACUACGUGGUCCGUCUGGGCAACUUUGUCCGCUGGAUGGGCGAGCAGGCUGAGGAACUGGAGGUCGAGAUUUACCCAGGGUGCCCUGUCACAGAGGUGUUAUACCAUGAAGAUGGCAGUGUAAAGGGAGUGGCUACAAGUGAUGUGGGCAUUGCAAAGGAUGGAGCGCCUAAGGAUUCAUUUGAGCGAGGGAUGGAGUUCCACUCCAAGGUGGUGAUCUUUGCUGAGGGCUGCCAUGGACACCUGGCCAAACAACUGUACAAGAAAAUGGACCUGAGGAAGAACUGUGAACCACAGACCUAUGCCAUCGGACUAAAGGAGCUAUGGGAAGUCGAUCCAGCCCAGCACAGGCCAGGCAGAGUAGAGCACACUGUGGGGUGGCCGUUGGACAGAAUGACAUACGGUGGAUCUUUCAUCUACCAUCUAGGAGAGGGGGAGCCUCUGGUCUCCGUUGGCUAUGUGCUUGGCCUGGACUACACCAACCCUUACAUCAGUCCCUUUAAGGAGUUCCAGAGGUGGAAACACCAUCCUGCCAUCAGACCCACGUUUGAGGGGGGCAAGAGGAUAGCUUACGGGGCAAGGGCUCUCAAUGAGGGAGGAUUCCAGUCCAUUCCCCAGCUGGCUUUCCCAGGAGGUUGCCUGAUUGGCUGCAGCCCAGGUUUCAUGAACGUGCCUAAAAUCAAAGGAACGCACAACGCCAUGAAGUCAGGCAUGGUCUGUGCCGAGGCCGUCUUCGAUAAACUUACAGACGAGAAUCUUCAGUCAGAAACUCAGGGAGUGUUUGUGGAUGACUAUGAGCAGAGAAUGCGGGACAGCUGGGUGUGGAAGGAGAUCAAAAGUGUUCGGAACGUCAGACCAUCAUUCCACUCCCCCCUGGGACUGUAUGGUACGCUCCUGUACACCGGAGUCUUCUACUACCUGCUCAGGGGGAAGGAACCAUGGACCUUCUCUCACGGGGGUGCGGACUACAAGAGGUUAAAGCCGGCGUCAGAGUGCACGCCCAUCGAGUACCCCAAACCUGACAACAAGAUCAGCUUCGACCUGCUGUCGUCGGUCGCCCUUAGCGGCACCAACCAUGAGGGGGACCAGCCCGCGCACCUGACGCUCAUGGACGACGCAGUUCCUGUCAACCAGAACCUGGGGAUAUACGAUGGGCCAGAGCAGAGGUUCUGUCCUGCAGGUGUAUAUGAAUAUGUUCCAAUGGAAGAUGGCAAGACCAUGAGACUACAGAUCAACGCACAGAACUGCGUCCACUGCAAGACUUGUGACAUCAAGGACCCCAGUCAGAAUAUCAACUGGGUCACCCCCGAGGCAGGGGGAGGUCCAGCGUAUAACGGGAUGUAGUCACACAAAUCAACAGCCUUAGAAACUAGCAAUAGAGUAAAAUAUGUGGUAUGGAAAUACACAGUUGAAGAGCUAGCACAGUACAUAGAUGGUAGUUUUGUGACAAGAGUUUUGUUUCAUCUGAUUAUGUAAGAAAAUGUUAUUUUCUUUAUUGAAGGUGACAGUUGUGAAAAUAACUAAACUUGUUGAGAUUAAGGUUGAAGAUUUUUCUUUCCUCUUAAUUAUUAAGACCAAUUUAAAAAAGUAGAAUUUGUUUUAUAAAGGUGGUAACACUGGAUGUACAUGUAGUUAUUAUAACAUAUCCUAUCCUAUCCUGUUCCUUUAAAGACUUGUUGUGUAGUGGUUGAAUGUACAUGUACGUGUUCCAUACUAAAAAAACUUUGGGGAAAAACUUAAGUGGCCUUCUACUGUGGGGACUUUUGUCUAUAUGUGUACUUCAGUUAGCAAUGCUGAGAGCUUGCCAAAUGUAAUGAUACUAUGGUCCUAUUCCUAAUACCACCAAAUUCAAAUUCGCUGCAGCUUAAGAGUUACUGGUAGAACAAGUCAAUGUCAUGUGUAAAUGUUGUACGCAGCAAAAUUUAACUUAAACUGUAUCUUUGGGAUACUUGAACAUUGUGUACAAAAGCCAAUAGUUACUAACAGUGUCAUCCUUUUUUUUUUAAAUACAACAAUUACUGUAUAAGCAGUGCCACUAGAGAGGGUAGGCAUGUAUGUGUUUAUUGGACUCAGGGCUUUUACAUUGUGCGUGUUCUUUCACAUGCUAGGAUGUUGAAAAAACCUAACAACUACACUAUCAAAUCAAUGUGAAGUCAAAAUGCCUUGAAUGAUACUCCAAGCACUCUCUCUCUCUCUCUCUCUCUCUCUACCAAUCCACUACCUUGUAACAAUGUAACUUGUUAUAAUGUUGCCAAAGAACUGUCCAAUAAUGUACUAGACAGACAAGAAGAGCCACAUCUCUGUACAAGUUUAUUUUUUUCAUUGCCACCAUUACAAGUACAUUAUGUUCUAUGUACAUAUUGUUGAGCAUUGUUUUCCUCAAAUAAAAUACUAUGUUCUAUGGCAUACAUUACUUUC
This is a messenger RNA of Branchiostoma belcheri (Belcher's lancelet), 2963 nucleotides long. Its product is annotated as electron transfer flavoprotein-ubiquinone oxidoreductase, mitochondrial-like. Gene Ontology annotation, molecular function: electron-transferring-flavoprotein dehydrogenase activity; iron-sulfur cluster binding. Gene Ontology annotation, cellular component: mitochondrial inner membrane. Bases 66 to 1889 code for a protein of 607 amino acids. Lineage: Eukaryota; Metazoa; Chordata; Leptocardii; Amphioxiformes; Branchiostomatidae. The transcript has 15 exons. The record is from RefSeq and is a predicted model, not a curated record. Gene Ontology annotation, biological process: electron transport chain.